AUGAAAUUCGACAAUGACAGUGAGAAGCAGGUUUUCGAUAAGCUUAAAAAAGCGAUUCCUGGUAUUAUCAAGGAAAAAUGUGCAGGAUACGAUGAAUUGUAUGGUUACAAGUUGAAUCCUGAAGGUCUUACACAAGAGGAGGUUGAUAAAUACUAUGACGAAAAAAUCGCCGAUCGUCUAACCUACAAACUUUGCAAAGCCUAUCAAUUUGAAUAUAGCACCAUUGUACAGAACCUGAUCGAUAUUUUGAAUUGGAGGAGGGAAUUCAACCCAUUGAGUUGUGCCUACAAGGAAGUCCAUAAUACAGAAUUGCAAAACGUUGGUAUUUUGACAUUCGAUGCAAACGGCGACGCAAAUAAAAAGGCUGUCACUUGGAACUUAUACGGCCAACUGGUCAAAAAAAAAGAAUUGUUUCAAAAUGUGGAUAAGUUUGUACGCUACAGAAUCGGGCUCAUGGAAAAGGGUUUGAGCUUAUUAGAUUUCACCAGCUCCGACAACAACUAUAUGACCCAAGUCCACGAUUAUAAAGGCGUCUCCGUGUGGCGAAUGGAUUCUGACAUUAAAAACUGUAGCAAGACGGUCAUUGGAAUCUUUCAAAAAUACUAUCCAGAACUGUUAUAUGCAAAGUAUUUUGUUAAUGUCCCCACCGUUUUCGGCUGGGUUUACGAUUUAAUCAAAAAGUUCGUUGACGAAACCACCAGAAAGAAGUUCGUGGUAUUAACCGACGGCAGCAAGUUGGGUCAAUACUUGAAGGAUUGCCCAUAUGAAGGGUAUGGCGGGAAAGAUAAGAAGAACAAUCUGACCAAGCAAAAUGUCACAAAUGUCCAUCCAACAGAAUACGGCCUUUACAUUUUACAAAAACAAAUCAUCGAGGACGUUGAGUGA
Saccharomyces cerevisiae S288C is the source of this 885-nucleotide messenger RNA. It is a transcript of the gene SFH5, whose product is annotated as Sfh5p. The transcript has a single exon. The coding region runs from base 1 to 885 and encodes 294 amino acids. NCBI's taxonomy places the organism in Eukaryota, Fungi, Ascomycota, Saccharomycetes, Saccharomycetales, Saccharomycetaceae. Gene Ontology annotation, cellular component: cytoplasm; endoplasmic reticulum membrane. Gene Ontology annotation, biological process: intermembrane lipid transfer. The record is from RefSeq and is marked reviewed. Gene Ontology annotation, molecular function: phosphatidylinositol transfer activity.